AUGUCUACUCAAUAUCCAAACUCCGCUCAACACGAAGCAGUCUCCCCUCAAAUUACUGGUGCCUCUCCCCAAAUAGGAACUGUCUCUCCUCAGAUCACAGGCAUAACAAAUACGCCUCCACCAGCACACGACGCUCACUCUCCCGUACAACCUGAUACCACGACCGCAAGGCCCCAUCAAGAAACAAUCGAGAGCAUGAACAGUGGUAUGGAAGUCAUGGUUCACCCCCCAAGCUACAGCAACGGCGCUGCUCCCAGCCCCGGCGUCAACGAGAAGUCGGGGUAUCUAGGCCACGACCAACCAGUUGCGCAGCCCCAGCCAACAUAUGCCCAAAAUUCUAAUCCUCAAGGUUUCGCGCAGAACAACUAUGCACAGCCCCCACCACCCGAAGGACACUAUGCUCAGGAACAGCAGCAGCAAAAAGGCGCCAAUGCUCCAGCAGCUCCCAGGAACAACUAUCAGAUUGCGACGCCUUUGGGGUCUCUGCAACAAGGUCCUUCGCCGGUAGAUUGCCCCGUGUGCGGUGUGCGGGAGAUGACGAGGACGGAGUUUGUGUCGGGGGGUACUACACAUCUUUCCGCGGCGCUUUGCUGUUGUUGUUUUUGUCUAGGCUGUGUGCCGUAUCUUGCGUCUUGGUUCAAGGAUUGUGAACAUAAAUGUGGCAAGUGCGGGGCGAUUCUCGCGAUUUGGCAUAGAAGUGGGCGGACUGAGGUUCUGGCUCAUGGACACCCGUAG
Lachnellula hyalina is the source of this 735-nucleotide messenger RNA. RefSeq lists its product as uncharacterized. The transcript has 2 exons. Gene Ontology annotation, molecular function: zinc ion binding. Lineage: Eukaryota; Fungi; Ascomycota; Leotiomycetes; Helotiales; Lachnaceae. The coding region runs from base 1 to 735 and encodes 244 amino acids. The record is from RefSeq and is a predicted model, not a curated record.